AUGGAGUUUACAGCUUUGGAUGAGGAUGCAACGUUCCCAAGAAUCGUCUUGGCAAAAACAAGCAUAUUAAGUGCGUGUCAGAAGGAAAGGGACUCUUUUGUCAAUGUGGUUGGUAUCGUAAUAUGGAUCGGUACAAUUACAGUAACAUCACGUGACAGUGGAGCUUUUGUGAAGAAGAGAACAUUGUGUCUAGGUGAUGAUUCAGGCCACAGUGUUGAUCUAUGUCUCUGGGAUUUAAAAGCAGAAGAAGAGGGCUCAUAUAUACAGGAGCGGAUAGACAGUGGAGUUCAGCCAAUAAUAUGUGUCAAGGGUGGAAAGGUAUCGGACUACAAUGGUAAAUCACUUUCAGCAAUUGGUGUGAGCACCAUUCUUAUUGAACCGGAAAUGGAAGCAGUGGCUGAUUUGAGAGAAUGGAUGACAUUGUACUACAAUGUCACUAACUUCAUACAUUUGAGCACUUCAUCAUCCAGACAGACUGUUAGCCACACCACUACUUUAUCAGAGAUAUCAAACAUGCAGUUAAAGGUGUUAGAGAGUUCCCCUAUCUAUAGAGUGAUAGCUACUGUGAAGGAAAUGAAGACAGAUGAGUUUUACUAUAAUGCAUGCAUCAAUGUCGUGAAUGCACGGCAAUGUGGCAAAAAAACUACCCGAACAGCAGAUGGUUGGUUCUGCAGUUAUUGCAAUAUUGAGUCUGCCAACAUGGAGUUCAAGUAUGCUCUAAAGAUGUGCAUCGAGGAUAGUAGCAGUCAUGUGUGGGCCAUUGCAUUUCAAGAGGCUGCACAGGAAAUAGUGGGAAUGUCAGCAAAGGAACUAGCUACAAUGCGAGAUGAGAACUACCCUGCAUUCUCACUACUUAUUGAUG
Messenger RNA from Selaginella moellendorffii, 862 nucleotides. RefSeq names its product replication protein A 70 kDa DNA-binding subunit A. The record is from RefSeq and is a predicted model, not a curated record. Gene Ontology annotation, molecular function: DNA binding. Gene Ontology annotation, cellular component: nucleus. NCBI's taxonomy places the organism in Eukaryota, Viridiplantae, Streptophyta, Lycopodiopsida, Selaginellales, Selaginellaceae. Gene Ontology annotation, biological process: DNA recombination; DNA replication; DNA repair. The annotation marks the transcript as partial. The transcript has a single exon.